Molecule: messenger RNA, 2701 nt
Organism: Lactuca virosa
Lineage: Eukaryota; Viridiplantae; Streptophyta; Magnoliopsida; Asterales; Asteraceae
Source: the annotation of a GenBank genome assembly
CGUAAUAAUGGAACGUUACAAUCUACGCCUCACACCGUCUUUCCAUGCGCCAUAUCUCUCACACAUCGACCGCACACCCGCAUCGACUCACCGACCGUCGUUUCUUUCUCCUAUUUACUCAUCCAUAUAUAAAUAAACCAACCCCCAUUUCAUCAAUAUACAAUAGUUUAUCUUCAAUUUCAUCUUUAGGGAUUUCUUCAUAAUCUUAUCAUACCUAUACGGCUAUACCAAUCAAUAAUCCGCCCACACACCCAUUUAAUUAAAGGUUGAAGAGUAUUUAUUUGUGCAUGGAAGAAGAAAAAAGAUGCCAGAUUUGAGACGUGGAGUUCGCCAAGCUAAAAAAGUGAUAAAUCUUGAUAAUAAUAAUAAUAAUAAUGAUGAUGAUGAUGAUGUUGUUGUUGUAGUAGCCCCUACAACACGUCGUGGGACCCGCAGAGGUAAAGCUCAGGCACCAAAAGCAACUCCGGCAUACCCGAUUCCAAUGCCGAGGCCAGGUGGCAGAGGUAGAGGGGGUAGAGGAAUUGAACAAGAUAAAAAUGGUGAGAUAUUUGGUGGUGUUGGUGGUCGUGGGCCCCACUUGAAUUUGGAUGUGGGAAUUCGUGAUCAGUUGGUUGUGGGAAAAAGUGCAGAAAAAUUGGUUGUUAAUGGAGAGGAGGAAGGAAGCUCGAGCCCCGUUCCUGAAAGGGUGCAAGUUGGCAAUUCUCCUGCAUACAAGUUAGAAAGAAAACUUGGUAAAGGAGGUUUUGGUCAAGUUUAUGUUGGUAGGAGGGUGACAGGUGGCAUGGGAAUCUCGGGCCCAGAUGCUCUUGAGGUUGCUUUGAAGUUGGAGCAUCGUAAUGGGAAGGGAUGUAGUUAUGGUCCUCCUUAUGAGUGGCAAGUUUAUAGUACUCUAAAUGGUUGUUAUGGGAUUCCAAUGGUUCAUCACAAAGGUCGCCAAGGAGAAUAUUAUAUCCUUGUUAUGGACAAGCUAGGCCCGAGUUUGUGGGAUGUUUGGAACUCUAGCAACCAAACUCUUUCAGAAGAAAUGGUUGCUUGUAUAGCGGUGGAAUCUUUAUCAAUAUUAGAGCAGCUUCACUUAAGAGGUUUUGUUCAUGGAGAUGUAAAACCAGAAAACUUUUUACUUGGUCAACCGGGGACACCCAAUGAGAAAAAGUUGUAUUUGGUUGAUCUUGGUUUAGCUUCAAAAUGGAGGGAUACGUCUUCGGGUAAUCAUGUUGAUUAUGACCAAAAGCCUGAUGUGUUCAGAGGAACAGUACGUUACGCGAGUGUACAUGCUCAUUUAGGAAGAACUGGAAGUAGAAGAGAUGACCUUGAAUCAUUGGCUUAUACAUUAGUUUUCCUCCUUAAAGGAAAACUUCCAUGGCAAGGUUUCGUUGGAGAGAACAAAGGGUUCCUUGUUUGUAAAAAAAAGAUGGCAACGUCUCCGGAUAUUCUUUGUUAUUAUUGUCCUUCACCCUUUAAACAAUUUCUUGAAGCUGUGACCAAUAUGAAGUUUGAUGAAGAGCCUAAUUACUCAAAGCUUAUUGCUUUGUUUGAAAACUGCCUAGUUUCUAAUGCAGCAUUGCGCCCUUUAAGAAUCGAUGGUGCCCUAAAGGUGGGACAAAAGAGGGGAAGGUUGCUCAGUGAUUUGGAAGAGGGUUCUCAACCUAAGAAGAAAAUUAGACUUGGGACACCAGCUAAUCAAUGGAUUUCAGUUUAUACCUCAAGAACACCAAUGAAACAAAGAUACUAUUAUAAUGUAUUGGAUUCAAGACUUCAUCAGCAUGUGGAAAAAGGGAAGAAUGAUGGUUUGUAUGUUAGUUGUGUAGCAUCUGCAUUGAAUCUAUGGGCAGUUGUCAUGGAUGCUGGGACAGGGUUCACUUCGCAAGUUUACGAGAUUACCCCCAUGUUUUUACGCAAGGAGUGGAUAAUGGAGCAAUGGGAGAAAAACUAUUACAUAACAUCACUUGCAGGUGCCUCGAAUGGCAGUGCCUUGGUUGUAAUGUCAAAGGGGACAACCUAUACACAACAAUCAUACAAAGUAAGCGAUGUGUUUCCAUUCAAGUGGAUCAACAAGAAAUGGAAGGAGGGCUUUUUGGUCACUUCAAUGACAACUGCUGGUAAUAGAUGGGGAAUUGUGAUGUCUCGUGAUGCAACUUAUUCCAAUCAGGUGGUGGAACUUGAUUUUCUGUAUCCGAGUGAAGGGAUUCAUAGAAGAUGGGAAAACGGAUACCGAAUUACAUCAGCUGCUGCAACUGAAGAUCAAGCUGCUUUCAUACUUAGUACAUCAAGGAGGAAAUUACAAGAUGUCACUCAAGAAACUCUCAGGACUUCUGCUUUUCCUAGUACCCAUGUCAAGGAGAAAUGCUUCUAUCGGUAUUCAAAAUCUGCUCAACAUGUUGUCCUUUAGCUUUCGUGCUACACCUUUCUUGAAAAAUGGUUGAUUGGAAAUGUUGAAAUUUAGUCGACAUUUCUGUGUCAUUUUUUUUAAUAUGAGGAAGGGAGAUAAUUUAUACAACAAUGAAGAAAAGAUGGGGUUUUGUGGCACCCCUCUUUUUUCGGGUUUGGUGAUGUGUUGUAAGGAUGUAUAGUCGAUAAACUUAAUGUUAAAACUGGUGGUUGAAAGUGUGAUGUUACAUGGCUUGAAAAAAGUCGGGUUUUGUGAAAAUUUGUAUGGUGUGUAAUUGAAUUUAUAAAGAAAAGUUAAGAAAAAGGUUAAGAG